CACCUUGGACAACAUCUCAACUGCUGAUGCAGCUAAGCUCUUCACGGCACACGAAAAGCUGGUGCGGUGCAUGGUGCCCCCGGAGAAGCUGUUGGAGAUCAACGUCUUUGAGCCGCAGACGUUGAACACCACGUCAGUUGCAAUGUUUCUGGGCGUUCCGGCGCCGGAGCACUACGUCCCAUUCCCUCGAAUCAGUGAGUGGGCGAGUGAAAACCCAGAAGAUGCUGAUGCUCCACACGAUAAGCAGAAGAAAAUCUCUUUGUGCAUCACGGGUCAGAUCCGUCGGUUGGAGCUCCGCACAAAGAUCAAUCGCUUGAUCCUUCCAUUGAUGGCUGGUGGCGCUCGGGUGGAGGUUUUCUUGGUCCUUGACCCGCGGAACAGCACUGCCUACAUUCACCGUCGUGCAGGGGAACGCAUUGGCAACUUCACCAUCAUGGAAGGGCCUUACCAGAGUUUGAGUGACACUGUGGAUGCCUUCCCCUCUGGUGUGUCUGUAGUUUUUGAUCCCUUCGUGGCCCAAGACUUUUCGAUCGAUCCACGCUAUGUCUCAGGGAUGGCACAAGAGAGACCCGAAGCAUCGCAGAACCAGACAGCAGCACUGCAGGGAGCGCUGGAACGCGCUCGCUCUCACAUGAGGCAGUGGCAAGCGAUGCAGCGCUGUUGGGAGCUGAUGAACAAUUUGAUGUUGCCGGACAUCGCGAUCCGACUCCGGGACGAUGCUGCCAUUCUGGAAACCUUCGAGCUGCCGGAUUCCUUCGGGGUGCAUGUGCCCAAAUGCGCUGAUUAUAGUGGCCUCAACGACAAGGCGGCCAUCGUUGUGGGGACAGGAAACAUGCUGGGAUACUUCACAAUGCCUUUGCAAUUCAUGCGUUUCGCCUUCGACAGCUUGGUUGAUGUCCAACGCCAACGCACAAAUGCACCGUUGAAUCCAGAAUGUGUGUUGCUACACUCCAUGAUGCUUGCGCAAGUGCCAGUGCAUCGCCUCGGGACCAACAAAGCGCCGAUUUUACCCGGCAAGUUCUUGACAGAUGGGAAUCAGGCAGCCUGACAGCAUUUUUGACUUCAGGUUGUCUACGGCAUCAUGGUGGAGCAAAGGGUGUGUUCAGCACCUCCAGAGGACAAGAGGCACACCUUUGCUACUUCCAAGGCUUCGACUACAGGCCAUGUAUCCGGCAAGAGAUUUGGACGUAUUUGAGCUCUGCUGGCAAGAGCAUCUACGAUGAUGCUGAUCCAAGUGAGCUCAAAUUUAUUUGCGAGAGGAACGUGCCUCCACCAACAGGAGGUUGGCCAGUCCAAAGUCCGUUGUAGAGGACGAGGGAUGCCAGAUGGUGAGGCUGACGGGAAGACCUCAUGGUUGUUCCUGAAAGGAACAUGCCUGAGACAUCUGAGACAUUAUUCCAGGUGAUGGAACAAAGCCGGCCCAAGAGAUGUGUAGGUAGAUGGCACUUUGCCAGCAAGACCUUUUGACACCUUCCAAGCUGUUACCAGUGCUGUUACCUAGAUUGAUUUACUCGGAGGCACUUUAGCUGGAGAGGAACACUGUGUUUUCUAUUGUUUUGUUUUUUUCUUUCCCAUAUAUAUGCUCCUUAGUGCACACUACCAGGCCCAGAUUACCCCAGAAUCGUCAACGCAAAACAGGUUGGGUGCUGUUGUGGUGCGUAGGGCCGUGUCGGGUUCCGGGAGCAGAUCUUGCAGGAUUUGAAACCCGAGCAGGCCAAGAACUU
Molecule: messenger RNA, 1724 nt
Organism: Durusdinium trenchii
Lineage: Eukaryota; Dinophyceae; Suessiales; Symbiodiniaceae
Source: the annotation of a GenBank genome assembly